Molecule: messenger RNA, 2988 nt
Organism: Aspergillus terreus NIH2624
Lineage: Eukaryota; Fungi; Ascomycota; Eurotiomycetes; Eurotiales; Aspergillaceae
Product: telomere length regulation TEL2 family protein
Exons: 6
Coding region: 1-2988 (995 amino acids)
Biological process (GO): telomere maintenance via telomerase; protein stabilization
Cellular component (GO): cytosol
Molecular function (GO): telomeric repeat DNA binding; Hsp90 protein binding
Source: RefSeq, a predicted model, not a curated record
AUGGAUAGCCUAUUGACUGAGAUUAAGACGGUCUCUAAUGAUCAGCAGUCAUCAUCUAUCACCCCCGUGUCAGAAGCACCUCAUCGCGAUGGCUUGGAAAAGAGCCAACUGGGAUCGGCCGGUGAUCCAACGUCACUAAAUGACAUCCUUGCAUUGCUAAGGUCAAAGCCUGACAUAGACCAGCUAGCACAACUGCUUGUCUCCAUCGACCCCUCAAACAAAGAUAGGCCUGCAACUCACUUCGAUCUCCGCGUCGCAAGCCCAGCAACAGCUCAGAUCCUCAAUGCCUUAGUCAGCGUCACGGUGCCUGAUCAUUGGGAACUGCUGGUCACCAAAACCCAGGGUUCCAGGACAGGAACUGCUAAAGUGCGUGCGUCAUUGUUGAGGUGUCUCAGCAGUGUUGCUGGAGUCAGCUGUCUGCUGGCCCAGAUCCGUUCUCUUGUAGCACUAUCCCGAGCAUCAUCCGAGAAAGCGAAAACUUCGGGGAGCCAUAUUCAGCUUCGAAAUACUCUGAGUGUUGUUUCGGCUUUGUUGGAACCAAAAGAUUUCUGUCUGCGUCUGUACACAAAUAUCGAGGCGCUCUAUGCCAAUGCAACCCAAAAGCAAAUCGCCUGGAAGGAGUUUCUGUCUCUCAUCGCUGCCAGCAGAGUCCUCUCAAGCGCGGCAGAAGCUCUAUCACUGCUUGAAGAAUCUGAGCAGAGCACCAUCUCAUGGAUAGGGGACGGCUAUCGGUACGCAUCUUGGCUUGGAGCCAACGUCUGCCAUAUGGCGUCGAAGCUAGAACACGGUAACGCGGAGGCGUGGAAGGCUCUGGCCUCUCUGAUGGGACGCGCGUUGAGCCUUGGCUACACAGAUCAAUUGGUGCGCGAAGUCUAUACCGGUCUUCUCGUCGAUAAAGCACACUCCACGCAGUACACUUCUUUGUUUGAUAACCUGCGCCCGACAGAGCAAGUCGCGUUUCUGGAGGCCAGUUUUCGCGAUAUCGAGAAGAAAUACUUCUCAACAGAGCUUUCUGGAAGCGUCGCCCAGCCAUCCACCAGUCCGGUUGUCUGCGCAGUUGCCGGCCUAUGCUCAAACCUGGUGGGUAGCAGGCCUCAAUUGCAGGGACAAUUGAUCGAUUGGCUUUCCAAAGGCCAAGGUGGCUCUAUACAGACUUCUGGACUCCGUCGGGCCUUGCUGGCUGGCUUCGGUGAUAGCGAAGACUUGAUAAGAACUUUGUUCACCAAAAGCCUGGAGCAGUCGAACGACAAAUUCUAUAUUAAGCAUGCUCCCAUGAGAAGCCAGGAAGCAAACACACAAGUUAUUCUUCUAGCCGCUGGAUCUCUCCAACGCCUAAAUCACUGGGCGGUAAAGGAGUUAGGGCACUCAGGCGUCUUCCUAAAUACCGUCUCAAAUCGUUUAGCAGCAUCCUCUACAAAAGCUCGCUUCCUAGGCAUGAUCAUUGGAACUGCAGUGUCACUGUUGGUCGAAAAACCAGGUAAAGAAAUGAAGUUCGGCCUAGACGAAAUGGAAAGUGAAGAGGCCCUCUGGUAUUUGAGCCUACUCGAAGUCAAGGACAGCAUCGGCUCGUUGGAAUCGCUGCGAGCUCCUCAAAACCUGCCAACUCUACAAAAGAGUGCCACAAAGACCACUCCUGCCUCGACACCUCGCCAGAAAACAGCAAAGAUUGUGUCCAUCGAAGAGGUGGAUGAUGCAGCAACCGAGCUUUCAGACGACGAAGACGAUCUAAUACCUUACGAGAAGCCAGAUGAAGACCCUUCAGACUCCGAUGAUGAUCCCACUCUGGUUCAGCGUAACAAACCGACAGCACCUGUAUACAUCCGCGAUCUCAUAACAUAUCUGCGUGACACGGAGAAUGUAGAACGCUAUGAGCUGGCACUGACUACAGCCCCAUCAUUGAUCCGACGUAAGACAGGGUUUGGCACCGAGCUUGCGGAAAACAUCGAAGAGCUGGCUCUUGUCACAGUCGGUCUGCAGGAACAAAGCAAACUACCCAAGUUUCACGAAUACCGCCUGCAAAGCAUGAUUGCUUUGGUCGUCUCUAACCCUCUGAAGAUGGGCCGCUGGUUCUCCGCAAUCUUUUUCGACGGCGAUCUCUCUCAGGUCCAGCGGUCAGCGGUCCUCACAGCCCUGGGUCUUAGCGCUCGUGAGCUAGCCGGCACCGGCCAGCAAGAUGCGGAAGCACUAGGUCUCCCGGCGCUGCCAGACUCGACCUUUGCAUCGAAAAAACUGCCUGCAAACCUGGAGGCCCUGUAUACGAACAACGAGUCCCCCAUUUCCAGCCUCACAAAAAAAUUAUCACAGGCAUCGCUCCAGCCGCUGGCCGCAAACGCUGCAGAUGCAGCAUCUGGGCCGAAUGCUCUGAAAGUCCGGACAUUUUCUUCGCGUAUGGAAGUCGAACAGAAACGCCAGCAGCGCGAGGCUCAGCGGCAGAAGUCGACGGUUAGAGAUCUACAUAAGGUCCUGUCGGAGGGGUUUUUCUUCCCUCUCAAAGGCCGCUUCGAAAUGAUGCUCAUACAGUUCUCAUCAUCUACCUCGCCAUCAUACAACCCCUUCUUUGUCCCUCAUAUCCUCUGUCUCUUCAUUCAGACACUCACUCUUAUUCUAUCAACAAUGGGCCCUCACAACCCCUUCCUACCGACCCUCACGCAUGAAACGCUGUCGUUUCUGCUCUCCCUGUACUCGCGACCUAUUUCCGACGACCCGUCCGUCUUGUCUGCACUUCUGUCCCUCUUCCUUGCGGUGAUCGACCUGAACGUUGCCUCCGGUAGCUCUGGUGAGGAACGUCUUGUCACUGAAUUUGCGACCCAAGUUCUCGAACUGCGUGAGUGGACUGGGGAAGUCUUCGACCGAACACCUGUGGUGCAAGGGGAUGAUCCAAGAGAACAGUUGAGGAUGCUGGCUGCUGGUGUUAUGGUCAAACUGGGAGAGGUAACGGAGAGGUACCAGGGGAGGUUGAUGGGCGUCAAUUCAGGGUUCAAAUACUAA